Punica granatum (pomegranate) is the source of this 1986-nucleotide messenger RNA. NCBI's taxonomy places the organism in Eukaryota, Viridiplantae, Streptophyta, Magnoliopsida, Myrtales, Lythraceae. The record is from RefSeq and is a predicted model, not a curated record.
GAGAGAGAGAGAGAGCGGGAAGGAUUUUUAAUAGGGAAAAGGGAGGGCGAGGUGAUGUUGUAGGUUGUGUACUGGGGAAAGCUUGAGUUGCCGGAAUGGAUGAAUGAAGGGAGGAAGAGGGAGACGAUGAUUCCAUGGACGGUUAAAGACAGAUUACUGCAGCGUUAGACGCUAUUUCUAUUUCUGAAUUACUUUUGCGAGUAUGUGAUAUUUCCUGGAGUGUUUGAGGACUAUUUCAAACCGGUGUUGGACGAAUUACCAAGCUCGAUUGAUCCCAUAAAAAGACCCAACUUUGCAGAUCCUUGACAGGGGAGCUCGAUUGCAGCCGUUCCUUGUUUGGAUGAUCCAACCAGUAGCAUUCCCAUUAUUAAGGUGGAGCUGGAGACAGAGGGCUGCGGAACGGAGUUCCUCAAACUGGUGCUGGAUUGAUCCGGUAAAAAGUACCAACUUUGCCGCCAUGUCACAGGAAAUCGCAGGAAGCUCUCGGAAACGUCAAAGACGGAGCGUUGCAGAUCGGAAUUCUUCAAGCCGCGUACCGGAUCGGUUAAAAUUCAAUGUAGGUGGCAAGAUAUUCGAGACGACCAAGACCACACUGGCCAAUGCAGCGUCCAGCUCGUUCUUUUCCGCCUUGCUCAAUGAUAGGUGGAACUCCGACACUGAUGAGAUAUUCAUCGAUCGUGAUCCCAAGUGCUUCGGUGCCCUCCUAAAUCUCCUCCGCACCGGAGAACUUUGCAUCCCCGGCAGCGUAACAAAGGAUUUUUUCUACAAAGAAGCUCUAUAUUAUGGCCUCGAAGGCCACCUCCAAGCAGCAGUAAGAGGGAAUUUGAACGGGAAUCUUCUGCGGCUCUCGCAUUUCGUAUCGGUGAGCCAUGCCUGGGAAAAGGGGAAUAUUAUUCGUGCUAGUCCAAACGGGGGCUUGUGUGUUGCCCAUGGCAACGUUGUGCGUACAUUCGACAGCUGGAAUGUGGUGGGAUAUCCUCCGAUAUGUCUCAACAAGGACAACCGCAUUUAUGAUAUUCUUUGGUGUGAUUCACGGAAUGUCAUGAUUACAACAUCGAGGAGGGACGUUGCACUGCUGAACUUGGUAACUGGGGAAUUAAGCCACUGCAUUUCAAGCGGAAUCGUCAAGUCUUCUAGGCCUCUCAUUUUCAAGACUCUCUGUAUGCAUUCAGAUCAUCGUAACGAGGUUUUCUCAGGUGCUUCAUUCGAAGACACUGGAGAGAGUGUCGGAGUAGAAAUUUGGGACCCAACAAGGGGCAAGUUGACGAGUUCCAUUCAUUGGACCGAUGCCGAUGGGUACGGAAGCAUAAGAACGUUGCAUUGGGUAAGUUGGAUGAACUGUUUAUUAGCAAUCAUCCAUAGAGCCAGUGGGGAUCUAGUGCUUUUAACUAUAGACCCUAGGGAGAAUUCUUGUAGAUUUAGAUUUAGAAAAUUUCUACACAAGCCCGUGAGGUUCGUAGAGGGGGCUGUGGACGAGUCUGGGAACAACAUUUGCUUGAUGGAUCAGUGCAUGAAUGUGGUCAUUUUUGAUUCCCGUAAUCAGCAUCUGAACUCAUGGUCUGUUAGCAAGGAUGCGUGUAACGUUGCUCUGAGCGGCACGAACUCCCGACUUCAAUCGAUCCAUUGUUAUCGGGGGCAACUAUAUGCAUGCACGAGGAGCAACAUUUUUGUAUUGUCUGGUUCCGACUGGGUCAUCACGUCGAAGGUUCGGUCCAUUGGCGGCUCAAUAUGCGAUAUUUCUAUCGGUGGAGAUAGACUUUUUGCCUUGCAUAAUGACCCGGAUGUAAUUAACGUAUGGGAGACUCCUCGUCCUUGAUAUAAUUAAUAUUUAGAGGUGGACUGAAGUCCCAGUCUUUUCAUAUUGUUUGAUAUAUAUAUAUACACACACAUAUAUAAACUUAAAUUUAGGCCUUCGUUGUAGCCUUUAUUAAGCGAUGCAUGAUCACUUUUGUUAUUAAGAAUUUGGAGCUCUCUCUCUCCCCCGGU